This is a messenger RNA of Acanthosepion pharaonis, 738 nucleotides long. The record is from the annotation of a GenBank genome assembly. Lineage: Eukaryota; Metazoa; Mollusca; Cephalopoda; Sepiida; Sepiidae.
AUGAAAACUAAGAAAAGCCGUGUUCGAACUCCAUCUGCUUUGUCUGGCCCCUCGGUCCGAAGAACUGGGCAGCUGGAGACUCAUACGUCGAAAACAAUCGCUGCUCCGAUCUUCUUCUUCUUCUCUUUCUCCUCCUUCUCCUCCUCCUCCUUCUUUUUCUUCUUGUUCUUCUCCGACCUUCUCCUUCUUCUCCGAUCUUCUCCUUCUCCUUCUCCUCCUCCUUCUUCUCCGAUCUUCUUCUUCUUCUUCUCCUCCUCCUCAUUCUCCUCCUCCUUCUUCUUCUUCUUCUUCUUCUUCUUCUUCUCUUUCUUCUCCUUCUUCUUCUUCUCCUUCUCCUCCUUUUCCUCCUCCUCCUUCUUCUUCUUCUUCUUCUUCACCAAUCUUCUCCUCCUCCUCCUCCUCCUCUUUCUUCUCCGAUCUUCUCCUUCUCCUCCUUCUCCUCCUUUUUCUUCUUCUUUUUCUUCUCUGAAUUUCUUAUUAUUCUCCUCCUUCUUCUUCUUUUCCUCUCCCUCUUCCUCCUUCUUCUUCUUCUUCUUCUCUUCCUCAUUCUCCUUCUUCUUCUUCUUCUUCUUCUUUUCCGAUCGUCUUCUUCUUCUCCGAUAUUCUUCUCCUUUUCCUCCUCCUCCUCCUCCUUCUUCUUCUCUGAUCUUCUCCUUCUCCUUCUCCUCCUCCUUCUUCUUCUCCGAUCUUUUUCUUCUUCUUUUUGUGUCGACAUCCAAUCUACCCAUUUCUCUCUAG